AUGGAAAGUCAUUUCUUAUUAUUGAAGAAUUCUGAAAUCUUACAGGAAAUUGUUUUUCAACUUCACAGAUCUCUUUCGAAACAAAUUCUAUUUUUAGCUAAGCUUCCUUCAAAAGCUUCAAUAUUUCUGCUUUUAAUUAAUGAAGUUCAUACAGCGAAUACUGUAGCUACGAGUAAGGCUAAGAAUAAAAUGAAUUAUGGAGAUGGAGACAUCCUUAAAAGUUGA
Molecule: messenger RNA, 225 nt
Organism: Clunio marinus
Lineage: Eukaryota; Metazoa; Arthropoda; Insecta; Diptera; Chironomidae
Source: the annotation of a GenBank genome assembly